AUGAUCACAGCAGUUGACCAAGAUAAGGGCCGGCCUCGAGGAAUUGGUUACACCAUUGUCUCAGGUAACACCAACAGCAUCUUUGCCCUGGACUACAUCAGUGGAGCACUGACUCUGAAUGGUGUGUUGGACCGGGAAAACCCUCUCUACAGCCACGGUUUCAUCCUGACUGUAAAGGGCACAGAGCUAUAUGAUGACCGAACGCCGUCAGAUGCUUCCUGCAUCACCACCUUCAACAUCCUCGUCAUCGACAUCAACGACAACGCCCCAGAGUUCAACAGCUCUGAGUACAGCGUGGCCAUCACCGAGCUGGCCCAGGUGGGCUUUGCCCUUCCCCUCUUCAUCCAGGUGGUGGACAAGGAUGAGGGCCUUAACAGCAUGUUCGAAGUCUACCUGGUGGGCAACAACUCCCACCACUUCAUCGUCUCCCCCACCUCCAUCCAGGGGAAGGCUGACAUCCGAAUGCGAGUUGCCCAGCCAUUGGACUACGAGACUGUCCCCCGCUAUGAAUUUGAUAUGUUUGCCAAUGAGAGUGUGCCUGACCAUGUGGGCUAUGCCAAGGUGAAGAUUACCCUCAUCAAUGAGAAUGACAACCGGCCCAUCUUCAGUCAGCCAUUAUACAAUGUCAGCCUGUACGAGAAUGUUACUGUGGGGACAACCAUCCUGACAGUUCUGGCAACAGACAAUGAUGCAGGCACCUAUGGAGAUGUCUACUACUUCCUCAGCGAUGAUUCUGACAGGUUCUCUCUGGACAAGGACACAGGCCUUAUCACAUUGAUCGGCAAACUAGACUAUGAGCUGAUCCAACGCUUCACCCUGACUGUAAUUGCCCGAGAUGGGGGCGGCGAAGAGACAACAGGGAGGGUCCGAAUCAAUGUGCUGGAUGUCAAUGACAACGUCCCCACUUUCCAGAAGGAUGCCUAUGUGGGGGCUUUAAGAGAGAAUGAGCCUUCAGUGACCCAGCUGGUGCGGCUCCGGGCCACUGAUGAAGACUCUCCCCCCAACAACCUGAUCACCUACAGCAUCGUGAAUGCCUCUCUGUUUGGAAGCUACUUCGAUAUCAGUGUCUAUGAAGGCUACGCAGUGAUCAGUGUCAACCGUCCCCUGGAUUACGAGCAGAUCCCCAAUGGUAUGAUAUACCUGACUGUCAUGGCCAAGGAUGCUGGCAACCCUCCUCUCAACAGCACCGUCCCGGUCACCAUAGAGGUGUUUGUAAGUGCCACCGUGUUGUUUCUAAAUGCAACAGACCUGGACCGCUCCCGGGAAUAUGGCCAGGAGUCCAUCAUCUACUCCCUGGAAGGCUCCUCACAAUUUCGGAUCAAUGCACGUUCAGGUGAAAUCACAACUACGACCCUGCUGGAUCGAGAAACCAAAUCGGAGUACAUCCUUAUUGUGCGGGCAGUGGAUGGGGGAGUUGGCCACAACCAGAAGACCGGCAUUGCCACUGUGAACAUCACUCUCUUGGACAUCAAUGACAACCACCCCACCUGGAAGGAUGCUCCUUAUUACAUCAACCUGGUGGAGAUGACACCUCCGGAUUCUGACGUGACCACGGUGGUGGCGGUGGAUCCCGACCUGGCGGAGAACGGCACUCUGGUCUACAGCAUCCACCCUCCCAACAAGUUCUACAGCAUCAACAGCACCACCGGCAAGAUCAGAACCACCAACGUCAUGCUGGACCGUGAGAACCCCGACCCCGAAGAGGCAGAACUCAUGCGCAAAAUCAUCGUGUCUGUCACCGACUGCGGCACGCCCCCUCUGCGAGCCACCAGCAGCGCCACCGUCUUUGUCAACCUCCUGGACCUGAACGACAAUGACCCCACCUUCCAGAACCUGCCCGCCAUUGCCGAGGUGUUGGAAGGCACCCUCGCUGGGGUCCCCGUCUACCAGGUGGUGGCCAUCGAUCUGGAUGAAGGCUUGAAUGGGCUGGUGUCCUACCGUAUGCAGGUGGGCAUGCCCCGUAUGGACUUUGUCAUCAACAGCAGCACUGGCGUGGUCACUACAACCACCGAGCUAGACCGGGAACGAAUUGCAGAGUACUAUCUUCGGGUAGUGGCUAGUGAUGCUGGCACUCCCACAAAGAGCUCCACCAGCACCCUCACCAUUCGAGUACUGGAUGUGAACGAUGAGACCCCUACCUUCUUCCCAGCCGUGUACAAUGUCUCCCUGCUGGAGGACAUCCCCCGGGAUUUCCGAGUGGUCUGGCUGAACUGUACGGACAAUGAUGUGGGACUCAACGCCGAGCUCAGUUACUUUAUCACAGGAGGAAACAUUGAUGGUAAAUUCAAGAUUGGCUAUCGGGACGCCGUGGUCAGGACAGUGGUGAACUUGGAUAGGGAGACCACAGCGGCGUACACCCUGAUUGUGGAGGCCAUUGACAACGGCCCCGUAGGGAAGCGGAGGACAGGCACAGCCACCAUAUAUGUCACCGUGCUGGAUGUGAAUGACAACCGGCCCAUCUUUCUGCAGAGCAGCUACGAGGCCAGCGUCCCUGAGGACAUCCCCGAAGGCAGCAGCAUUGUGCAGCUGAUGGCCACGGAUGCAGAUGAGGGCGAUAAUGGGCGCGUGUGGUACCGAAUCCUCCACGUCACCACCAUUGACUAUCUGGACUAUGAGACCAAAACGAGCUACCUGAUGAACGUAUCGGCCACCGACCAGGCGCUCCCUUUCAACCAGGGCUUCUGCAGCGUCUACAUCACUCUCCUCAAUGAGCUGGAUGAGGCUGUGCAGUUCUCUAACGCUUCCUAUGAGGCUGCCAUCAUGGAGAACCUGCCCUGGGGCUCUGAGGUGGUGAGGAUACAAGCGUUCUCCAUUGACAACAUCAACCCAAUAGUCUACAGAUUUGACCCCCACACCAGCCCCCAGGCCCGGGCCCUCUUCAAAAUCGAUUCCGUCACAGGUGUGAUCACUGUCAAGGGCCUGGUGGACAGGGAAAAAGGAGAUUUCUAUACCCUGACGGUUGUGGCAGAUGAUGGAGGACCCAAAAUUGAUUCUACUGUGGUCUAUAUCACGGUGCUGGACGAGAAUGACAACAGCCCUCAAUUCGACCCUACCUCGGACUCGGCUGUCAGCGUGCCUGAGGACUUCACCGUGGGGCGCCGGGUAGCCGUGGUCACUGCUCGGGACGCUGACAUAGGCAGCAAUGGGCAGAUCUCUUUCUACUUGGCCUCAGGAAACAUUGGGGGGGCCUUUGAAAUUCUCACCUCCAACGACUCCAUAGGUGAGGUGUUCGUGGCCAGGCCGCUGGACAGAGAAGAACUGGAUCACUAUGUUCUCAAGAUUGUGGCCAUUGAUGGUGGCUCCCCUCCCAGAAAAAAGGACCAUAUCUUACGGAUCACCAUUCUAGAUGUCAACGAUAACCCUCCCGUCAUCGAGAGCCCUUAUGGGUACAACGUCAGCGUGAACGAGAACGUGGGUGGAGGCACUUCUGUUGUUCAGGUGAUAGCCACAGACAGGGACAUUGGAAUCAAUAGUGUCCUGUCCUACUACAUCACUGAGGGGAAUGAAGACAUGACCUUCCGAAUGGACCGGGUCACCGGAGAGAUCUCCACGCGGCCAUCUCCACCAGAUCGAGAACGCCAAAGCUUCUACCAUUUGGUGGUCACCGUGGAGGAUGAGGGCACUCCAACUCUCUCCGCUACCACCCAUGUGUACGUGACAAUUGUGGAUGAAAAUGACAACGCGCCCGUGUUCCAACAGCCAAAGUAUGAGAUAUUGCUAGAUGAGGGUCCAGAUACCGUCAACAUCAGCCUUAUCACCAUCCAGGCUCUUGACGUGGAUGAAGGUCCCAAUGGCACCAUAGCCUAUGCCAUCAUCGCUGGCAACAUCAUCAAUACCUUCCAUAUUGACAACGUCACAGGAGUCAUCAGCACACUGAAGGAGCUGGAUUAUGAGAUCAGCCAUGGCCGAUACACUCUAAUUGUCACUGCCACUGACCAGUGCCCCAUCUUAUCUCGACGCCUCACUUCCACUACUACGGUAUGUGGCAGCAUCUCCUCCUUGAAAAGGGUUCCCAGAAAUUCUGCUGAGAUGGGGAAAGUUCUCUGGAGCCUCCACGAGGGCAGCGAGGGUUUGAGUGGGGAGAGAAAGUCCAUGAUCAGACCCAGAAUACGAGACAUGGGUGACAACAUUGUGACUACAAGUGAUCGGACCUUGAUAACCAGGCCUGCAGGUGUUAGAGGGGAAGGGUUGGGUAUUAAAGGCCAUUUUACAGGUGAGUUUCUGAUCUCUCCUGUGGAGGGAGAGCUUCGAGUUCGGAAAGAUGUGGAGCUGGAUCGGGAAAACAUUGCCUUCUACAACCUCACCAUCUGUGCUCGGGACAGGGGGAUACCCCCACUCAGUUCCACGAUGCUGGUGGGAAUCCGAGUACUGGACAUCAAUGACAACGACCCGGUGUUGCUGAAUCUGCCCAUGAACAUCACCAUCAGUGAGAACAGUCCUGUGUCCAGCUUUGUGGCCCACAUCCUGGCCAGCGACGCUGACAGUGGCCCCAAUGCCCUCCUCACCUUCAACAUUACGGCUGGCAACAGAAACAAUGCCUUCGCCAUCGAUGCCACGACAGGGAUCGUCACUGUGAAUCGACCACUAGACCGAGAAAGGAUUCCUGAGUAUAAAUUGACUAUUUCUGUGAAGGAUAACCCUGAAAACCCACGCAUUGCCAGAAGGGAUUUUGACCUACUGGUGGUCUCACUUGAAGAUGAAAAUGACAACCAUCCACUCUUCACCCAGAGCACCUACCAGGCAGAAGUGAUGGAGAAUUCUCCUGCAGGGACUCCCAUCACGGUGCUGAACGGGCCCAUCCUGGCCCUGGACGAUGACCUUGGCGUGAAUGCCGUGGUGACCUACACGCUCCUGGGGCCCGAGAGGGGCCUCUUUGACAUCGACAACGCCACUGGUGUGGUGGUGGUGAAGCCAGGCGUUGUGAUUGACCGAGAAGCCUUCUUCCCCCCAAUCCUGGAGCUGCUCUUGCUGGCUGAAGAUAUUGGGCUCCUCAAUGGCACUGCUGAGCUCAUCAUCACCAUCCUGGAUGACAAUGACAACCGACCCACAUUCACUCCUUCGACCCUGACUGUACACCUCCUGGAGAACUGCCCUCCAGGCUUAUCUGUCCUUCAAGUCACAGCCACAGAUGAAGACAGUGGCCUCAACGGGCAGGUGGUGUACAGGAUUCAGGCUGGGGCUCAAGACCGCUUCGUGAUCCAUCCCAUCACUGGGGUCAUCCGCGUGGGCAACAUCACCAUCGACAGAGAGGAGCAAGAGUCCUACAGGCUGGUGGUGGUGGCAGCGGACCGGGGCACGGUGCCCCUUUCAGGCACUGCCAUCGUCACCGUCCUUAUCGAUGACAUCAAUGACUCACGGCCUGAAUUCAUCAAUCCCAUCCAGACUGUGAGCGUGCUUGAGUCGGUCGAUCCGGGCACCGUCAUCGCCAAUGUCACCGCCAUCGACCGUGACCUGAAUCCAGAGCUCGAAUACUACAUCAUCGACAUAGUAGCCAAGGAUGACACUGACCGCCUGGUUCCUGACCAAGAAGAGGCCUUCGCUGUGAAUAUCAACACAGGUUCUGUAAUGGUGAAAUCACCCUUGAAUCGAGAACUGGUUGCCACCUAUGAAGUCACCAUUUCUGUGAUUGACAACGCCAGCGACCUGCCUGAAAAUGCCGUGAGUGUGCCCAAUGCCAAGCUGACAGUCAAUAUCCUGGAUGUCAAUGACAACACGCCCCAGUUCCGGCCCUUCGGGAUCACCUACUACACAGAACGGAUCCUGGAAGGGGCAACGCCAGGCACCACACUCAUUGCUGUGUCAGCUUACGAUCCAGACAAAGGCGUCAAUGGCCAGAUCACCUAUACCCUGCUCAACAUGGUGCCCCCAGGGUACGUCCAAUUGGAAGACUCCUCAGCAGGGAAGAUCAUCUCCAAUCGGACUGUGGACUAUGAAGAGGUGCACUGGGUCAAUUUUACCGUCCAAGCAGCAGACAAUGGCUCCCCUCCCAGGGCUGCUCAGAUCCCUGUCUACCUGGAAAUUGUGGACAUCAAUGACAACAAUCCCAUCUUCGACGAGCUCUCCUAUCAGGAAUCUGUGUUUGAGGACGCACCAGUGGGCACAAUCAUCCUCACUGUCACCGCCACUGAUGCUGACUCAGGUGCCUUUGCCCUCAUAGAGUACAGUCUGGUGGAUGGAGAAGGCAAAUUUGGGAUCAAUCCCACCACGGGAGAUAUCUACGUGCUGUCUUCCCUGGACCGAGAGACAAAGGCUCACUACAUCCUUACAGCCUUAGCCAAGGACAACCCUGGGGACAUACCCAGCAACCGCAGAGAGAAUUCAGUCCAGGUGGUGAUACAAGUACUGGAUGUCAAUGACUGCCGGCCUGAGUUCUCCAAGCCCCAGUAUAGCACCAGUGUUUAUGAGAAUGAGCCUGCAGGCACUUCGGUCAUCACCAUGAUGGCCACUGACCAGGAUGAAGGGGAGAAUGGAGAACUGGCUUAUUCCAUUGAAGGCCCUGGCGUUGAGGCAUUCCAAGUCGACAAAGAUUCGGGUCUGGUAACAACCCGGCGGCCACUGCAGUCUUACGAGAGGUUCAACCUAACAGUGGUAGCUACAGAUGGUGGGCAGCCCCCACUCUGGGGCACCACUAUGCUCUAUGUGGAAGUCAUUGACGUCAACGACAAUCGACCAGUCUUUGUCCGUCCACCCAAUGGAACCAUCCUCCACAUCUUAGAGGAAAUCCCUCUACGGUCAAAUGUUUAUGAGGUCUACGCCACAGAUCAGGACGAAGGGCUCAACGGGGCUGUUCGCUACAGUUUCCUGAAGACAACGGGGAACCGAGACUGGGAAUAUUUCACGAUUGAUCCCAUCAGUGGACUUAUCCAAACUGCCAAACGUCUCGACAGAGAGCAGCAGCCUCUGUACAGUCUGAUCCUGGUGGCCAGCGACCUGGGCCAACCAGUGCCCUACGAGACCAUGCAACCCCUCCUGGUGGUCCUGGAUGACAUUGAUGACAAUGAACCCAUCUUCGUGAGACCUCCAAAAGGCAGCCCCCAGUACCAGCUACUCUCUGUGCCUGAGCACUCCCAGCCUGGCACCCUCGUGGGCAAUAUUACAGGAGCUGUGGAUGCAGAUGAGGGCCCCAAUGCUAUUGUCUACUAUUUCAUUGCAGCUGGCAACGAAGAAGAGAACUUCCUGCUGAAGAAAGAUGGGAGACUCUUGGUAGUACGCGAUCUGGACCGUGAACGAGAGGCUCUCUUCUCCAUUAUCGUCAAGGCCUCGAGCAACCGGAGCUGGACACUGCCCCGUGGUCCGGGGGCCUCCCAGGCCCUUGACCUCCUGACCGAUCUGACACUCCAAGAGGUGCGAAUUGUCAUAGAGGACAUCAACGACCAGCCUCCACGCUUCACGAAGUCUGAGUAUACUGCAGGGGUGGCCACUGAUGCUAAGGUGGGAUCAGAACUCAUCCAGGUGUUGGCUACAGAUGACGACAUUGGCAAUAACAGCCUGGUGUUCUACAGCAUCCUGGCCAUCCAUUACUUCCGAGAGCACUCCAAUGACUCAGAAGAUGUGGGCCAGGUCUUUACCAUGGGAAGCGUUGAUGGAAUCCUGAGAACAUUUGACCUCUUCAUGGUCUACAGUCCUGGCUAUUUUGUGGUGGACAUCAUAGCUCUGGACCUGGCUGGUCACAAUGAUACUGCCAUUGUGGGCAUCUAUAUCUUGCGUGAUGACCAGAGGGUCAAGAUUAUUAUCAAUGAGAUCCCUGACCGGGUGCGAGGCUUUGAGGAAGAGUUCAUCCGCCUGCUUUCCAACAUCACUGGUGCCAUUGUCAACAGUGAUGAUGUUCAAUUCCACGUGGACCAGAGAGGCCGGGUAAAUUUUGCCCAGACGGAGCUACUCAUUCACGUGGUGAAUAGAGACACCAAUCGAAUCUUGGAUGUAGAUCGGGUAAUCCAAAUGAUUGAUGAAAACAAGGAGCAGUUGAGGAACCUCUUCCGAAACUAUAAUGUGCUGGAUGUCCAGCCUGCCAUCACUCCCCGGCUUCCUGAGGACAUGUCAAACUUGCAGAUGGCAAUUAUCAUUCUGGCCAUCCUUCUCUUCCUGGCUGCCAUGCUCUUCAUUCUCAUGAACUGGUACUACAGGACUGUACACAAGAGGAAACUCAAAGCCAUUGUGGCUGGCUCCACAGGGAACCGAGGCUUUAUAGACAUCAUGGACAUGCCCAAUACCAACAAGUACUCCUUUGAUGGGGCUAACCCUGUGUGGCUGGACCCAUUCUGCCGGAACCUAGAGUUAGCUGCCCAGGCCGAGCAUGAAGAUGACCUGCCCGAGAACCUCAGUGAGAUCACAGACCUGUGGAACAGCCCUGCCCGCACGCAUGGGACAUUUGGGAGAGAACCAUCAGCUGUUAAGCCAGAGGAUGACCGCUACCUGCGGGCUGCCAUCCAGGAGUAUGACAACAUCGCCAAGCUGGGCCAGAUCAUUCGGGAGGGGCCCAUUAAGCUGAUCCAGACGGAGCUGGAAGACGAGGUGGCCGAUCGGAGCCUGGGCCAGGGCAGCCUCCGCUUCCGCCACAAGCAGCCCAUCGAGCUCAAGGGGCCGGACGGCAUCCACGUGGUGCACGGGAGCACCGGCACCCUCCUGGCCGCCGACCUCAACAGCCUCCCGGAGGACGAUCAGAAGGUCCUGGGCCGGUCCCUGGAGACGCUGACGGCCGAGGCCGGGGCCUACAGCGAGCGCAACGCCCGCACCGAGUCCGCCAAAUCCACCCCCAUGCACAAGAUGCGGGAGGUGAUCAUGGAGAGCCCGCUGGAGAUCACCGAGCUAUGA
Molecule: messenger RNA, 8811 nt
Organism: Gracilinanus agilis (Agile Gracile Mouse Opossum)
Lineage: Eukaryota; Metazoa; Chordata; Mammalia; Didelphimorphia; Didelphidae
Gene: CDH23
Product: cadherin related 23
Exons: 57
Coding region: 1-8811 (2936 amino acids)
Biological process (GO): homophilic cell-cell adhesion
Cellular component (GO): cell-cell junction; plasma membrane
Molecular function (GO): calcium ion binding
Source: RefSeq, a predicted model, not a curated record